Scophthalmus maximus (turbot) is the source of this 2761-nucleotide messenger RNA. Its product is annotated as regulator of G-protein signaling 9-binding protein. The transcript has a single exon. Bases 744 to 1484 code for a protein of 246 amino acids. Gene Ontology annotation, cellular component: neuron projection; photoreceptor outer segment. Gene Ontology annotation, biological process: G protein-coupled receptor signaling pathway; detection of light stimulus involved in visual perception. The record is from RefSeq and is a predicted model, not a curated record. NCBI's taxonomy places the organism in Eukaryota, Metazoa, Chordata, Actinopteri, Pleuronectiformes, Scophthalmidae.
GUGCGCGCAUGUGACCACGGAAGGCGCUCGCUGGUAUUUAAACAUCCCCACCGAUUGGGUGCUGAAGUGGACAGCUCCCCCGGUACAGACACGCACGAACCAAAACACAAUGGCUCGUUUGGCCGCGCGUGGAGGCUCCUCAGCCGACUGUUUUUGAACGAGGAUCUCCGUUUUCCCCAGCGUCACCACACCACCUUUCCAACAUGUGCGGACUUAUGCCAAGCUGCUGACGAGAGACGCACCGUUUUUUGGUUUUUUUGUUCUCUCUCCACAAACAACAGUCAGGCUGGGUGUUUUGACACCUGUGGCUGAAUCUGGAUCGCAAUCUCAUUCAGGACAAAAGAAGAAAAAAACCCAAACUAAGUGGAGGUUGGAUUGCUUCGCAUCCGUUCGCGUACGUCCUGCAGGAGAGGCGCUCCGGAGACGUUUGAUCCCGAGUGGCGAAGCGCGAUGGCACCUAAAGCCAUUUACGGUCGCAUUAAUUUCUAAGCCGCUCUCUGUGCCUGCUCGCUGACAGGAAAGAGCAUGGAUAGAGAGGAAUUUGCUCUGACUGGUGCGUUGAGGGGAUUUGUAGAGCUGGGGAUGUGCUCCCGUGGAAACUGAAGCGAGGACGACGUCUCCACCACUGUAAGCCUGCAACGAGCUCGCCAUUUCUCCUCAGGCAUUUUUUUCUUUCUUUCUUUUUGGUUUACAUUCCAUAACUCUGACGAGGACAUAACACAACAUUCAAAAAAAAAUCAGCCAUGGGGAAAGAGGAGUGCAAAACAAUGCUGGACGCUUUGAACAAAGUGACCGCCUGCUACAGGCACCUGGUCAUCGCCCUGGGCAGCACGUCGGACUCGCAGAACCUGCGAGAGGAGCUGAAGAGAACCCGCAAGAAGGCCCAGGAGCUGGCCGUGGCCAACCGGACCAAGCUGACCUCGCUGCUCAAAGACAAGACCAUCAGCAAAGAGGACCGGGCCGAGUACGAGCGCCUGUGGGUGCUCUUCUCGAGCAGCAUGGACCUGCUGGAGGUGGACAUGAAGAGGUCGCUGGAGAUAGGGCAGGAGUUCCCCCUCAAGGUGCCGACGCGGCACCUCAUCCAGACGGGCAUGACCGGCAGCACCACCACCGUGGCGGCGCGGGCCAUGAGCGUGCAGAACAUGAAGUACGAGGCGGACAGCAACGUCGACACGGCGGACCUCAGGGACCUGCGCUCCGAGAUCACCCAGGUGAGCCAGAUGAUGGAGGAGAUGGAGAUGAAGGUCCAGGUGGCGCCGUGGGCCGUGGAGGCGAAGCAGGAGGCGGGCGCCGAGCUCAAGUCCAACAUGAGCGUGGGGAAUUCCUCCGUGGGCGUCAUCUCCAUCUGCGAAGAGGAGCCGAAGGAGGAGGACGGCGCAGGCGGCAGGGACACUGGCUUCGCAACCAUCUGCGCCGUGGCCGGGUUCGUCAUCAUCGUCUUUGUCGCCGUGGUCCUGGGGUAUCUGGUGAUCAAUAUGUCCUGAGCUGUCCCGGACCCCCGGCAGCCCACCCCGAUGGACAGGCUGCCCACUGCCAGCACAGCGGCUCCACGCGAGAGAGAGAGAGAGAGAGAGAGAGAGAGAGAGAGAGAGAGCUGUUUGCCUCCUUGUGUGGACAAGUUAUUCAUCUUUAUUGGAUUUGUGAAUGUAUUCGGUGGAGUCGAGGAGUUGCACUAGAUAAAAAUGUAGAACGACAUAGCCGUUGUGUGUCACUCUGGGGAGGACCGACGACGCACAGAGCAGAAUUUGGAGGGGCAGAGGGGGUAUCCUAUUUUUGGAAGGGGGGGGGGGGGCGUUGCGUAAAAGACAUACCAUUACGUGACAGUGUCUGGCCAUCAGGAUGAUAUAAAAGACGUAAUCCAGGUGGAUUAGUGGGAAAGCUCAGGCGUAUCCUCCUGCUAAGUAUUCCCCUUGAUGGGCUGCUGGUUGAUGCGUUAACAUGUGUGAUUUUAUUCCAGCAAAGUCGGUCGUGUUCUGAGGAGCAGGGGGUCCACACAGUCGGAGAAAGUAGGGUCGUGUUAACACUGAUCGAGCAGGGGUCCUCUGUUAACCUUUGCUCUUCACACCACACAGGUUGGAUGUGAACAAGGCGCCACUGAUCUACACUCCUUGUCAGCACGGUUUGAAUACGCCAUAAACAAAUCUGUAGAGUCGGAUUGUAGUAGGCCUGCGUCUCACUUCAUUGCAUCACAUCACAAUGUGCUACUUCAGAGCCCUGGGACCUGAGGGACGCCCGCGGUCUUUUACUACUGCACUCUUUCACUGUAAGCCUGUUCAUGUUUCUUUACAGGGUUUCCAUCUUCUUCUCUUGCAAUCAGUGUUGAAUGUAUACAUCACAACAUGUGAAUAGAGGAUUUGUAUACAGUCUACUGCUGUGUCAGAUAAUGUACAUACAAUCAAGUAUAUUUAUUAUAAUAAAACUUUUGAAACACAACUUGAAAACAUGCUUAUAGUUUGAAGAACGUUCUCGCGGGGGUUUUACUGGACCUCUCCGAAUCAGUUUUUUGUACCAAUAUUGACCAAGGGAGAAGUUAUUGACACUUUCUUUUGUUUUGACCUAAAGCUAAUGGUUUUAGCCCAGUUUUUAAUGACUGCACAGCCAGAUAAACUGUGCACAGUCGUAUUUCAAAUAGAAUAUUAUUAUCUUAGACGUAACCACCCAGGUGAAAAUGGUAUUUGUUUUAAAAUGGAAAGGAAACUAACACCGGUACUUAGCUCCCUAAUGGUUUUAGUUGUAAGAGUCUUUGAAGGUAAUCCUAAGA